AUGUUAUCAGAGCAUACAUUGGUAUCAAGUCACGAGAAAAACGCUCCUGGGAGAAAAAUUAUUAAAGCUCGAAUAACAUUCAUGCUAUGUGCUAAUGCAAGUGGAACACACAAGCUGCCUAUGUUCGUUAUAGGGACUGUACAAAAACCGCGUGCGUUUAAAUCAAUUAACCUUUCCGUAUGCUAUCGUGAACAAAAAAAAUGCACUCGUGUUUUAUUCUUGGACUGGUUUCAUCAAGAAUUUGUGCCUGUAGCUCGUAAGCACUUUUUAAGUGUGAAUUUAUCUCCAAAAGCAUUAUUGUUGUUGGAUAAUUGCCUUGGAUAUCCAUCAGCAGAAGAAUUGUGA
Messenger RNA from Cinara cedri, 345 nucleotides. The record is from the annotation of a GenBank genome assembly. NCBI's taxonomy places the organism in Eukaryota, Metazoa, Arthropoda, Insecta, Hemiptera, Aphididae.